GUCUGCUCUCCCUCUGGCUCCCCGGUCGCGGGGAUGCCUGUGGUUGCUGCCGUUCUGCUGUGUCCGUCCGGUUGUGCUGUGCUUGUGGCGCUGAUUCGGGCUCGGGCCCAGGCUCAGGCUCUCUCCGGUGCUCUGGAUCUGGACAUGGGCAAGUCCCAGGCCAGCUUUUGGCACCGCAGUGUUACCAGGAAAAAGAUUUGGGUGGUGUGGCGCGUGGAUCCAGAAGCACCCAAGAUGCAGGAGCUGCCGCCGCUUUUCGAUUGGGGCUUUCUUUCUGGGCUUACAGGCGUGUACUCGGUCCGCUUGGCCCAGGUAGCGAUACGGCGGCUGAUGCUGAUCCAGGGGCGGCAAAUGGUGCUGGCGGUGCCGCUGCAGAGUACUUCUGCAGGCAUGAGGUACUGCAGUACGUGGCAUCCCGGCGCCAAGGCGGUACCGCUACCUGGCCUCUGCUCCCUGCGCUAA
Molecule: messenger RNA, 462 nt
Organism: Trichoderma citrinoviride
Lineage: Eukaryota; Fungi; Ascomycota; Sordariomycetes; Hypocreales; Hypocreaceae
Exons: 3
Source: RefSeq, a predicted model, not a curated record